AUGUGGUUAUUGUUACAAACCAGUUUCCUCUUUUUGUUUUUGUUGUAUUCCUACUUUUCUUCUAAUGUCUCCUCUUCUCUGUUUCCCUCCACUUGUCAGUUACAGGGACAAUUUCAUCUUAAUGGGAUGCACAAGAGUGGAGAUGUCAUUCUGGGUGGACUGUUUCAAGUUCACUUUUUUUCAAGUGUUCCUGACCUGUCUUUUACCUCACAACCACAACAGCCUACUUGCCACAGUGUUUAUGACCUAGGAUUUAGGCAGGCACAAACCAUGGCCUUUGCUAUUGAUGAGAUCAACAGAAACUCCAACCUACUACCUAAUGUGACACUGGGAUAUACUCUGUAUGAUAACUGCAUCAAACUUGGAAUUGGUUUCCGUGCAGCAUUGUCAUUAGCCACUGGUCAAGAGGAGCAAAUUAUAUUAGACGAUACAUGUGUUGGAAAUCCUCCAGUCCUGGGGAUUGUUGGUGAUCCUUCCUCUACAUAUUCUAUUGCUAUCUCCACCAUUUUAGGUUUGUACAGAGUACCCAUGGUGAGUUAUUUUGCCACAUGUUCCUGCCUGAGUGACCAUCAAAAGUAUCCAUCCUUCUUUAGGACGAUUCCAAGUGAUGCUUUCCAGGUACGUGCUAUGGUUCAGAUUCUAAACCACUUCGGCUGGACUUGGGUAGGUCUGCUCGUCAGUGAUGAUGAUUAUGGACUUCAUGCAGCCAGAUCAUUACAAUCUGAGCUCAGUCUGUCGGGUGAAGGUUGCCUGGCUUACGUCGAGGUUUUGCCCUGGGACAAAGACACAAAUGAAAUCAGGAGGAUUGUGAACGUGAUGAAAAAAUCCACAGCUCGAGUUGUCAUUGUCUUUGCACAUCAUAGUCGCAUACUAAUCCUUAUGGAAGAGGUACUGAAGCAAAAUGUAACAGGUCUGCAGUGGAUUGCCAGUGAAUCCUGGACAGCAGGUGCUGAUGUGCUCCAGACACCUCAGCUUAUGACAUACCUGGGUGGUACACUGGGCAUUGCCACCCGUCGAGGAGAAAUACCAGGGCUCAGGGAAUUCCUGUUACAAAUACGUCCUGACCUGCAUCACAACAGUAACUAUGGGAAUAGCAUGGUGAAUCAGUUUUGGGAAUUCGCAUUUCAGUGCAGAUUUGCACCAGCUCCAUCAGGCUGGGUGGAAGGUGGAGGUGCACUAUGCACUGGACAGGAAGAUCUAGAAAAUGUGAACAGUGAGUUCUUGGACACUUCCGAUCUCCGGCCUGAGUACAAUGUGUACAAAGCUGUGUAUGCUCUGGCAUAUUCCCUUGAUGACAUGCUGCGGUGCAAGCCAGGAAGAGGGCCUUUCAGUGAGAACAGCUGUGCCACUUUGCAAACACUGGAACCCUGGCAGCUUGUUUAUUACUUGGAAAGGGUGAACUUCACCACUCCAUUCGGCGAUCAAGUGUCAUUUGAUGAGAAUGGUGAUGUGAUACCAAUUUACGAUGUGAUGAACUGGUUGUGGCUCCCUGAUGGAAGCACUAAAGUUCAGAAUGUGGGUGAGGUUAAGAGGUCAGCUUUCAAAGGUGAAGCACCUCGAUCAAUAUGCAGUGAGAGCUGUCCUCCUGGUACCCACAUGGUGAGAAAGAAGGGGGAACCUGAAUGCUGUUUUGACUGCAUCCCUUGUUCUGAGGGAAAAGUCACUAAUAGGAGCAACUCCUUGCAGUGCACCAGUUGUCCAGAGGAUUUUUGGUCAAACCCCCAGCGUGACCACUGUGUACCUAAGAAGACAGAGUUCCUCUCCUACCUUGAGCCUCUGGGUAUUUGUUUGACAGCAACCUCAUUGCUGGGCACAUUUAUAUGUGCUGUUGUUCUUGGGAUUUUUAUCUACCAUCGCAGAACACCCAUAAUACGGGCCAACAAUUCAGAACUUAGUUUCCAGCUAUUGCUCUCACUUAAGUUGUGUUUCCUGUGUUCACUGCUAUUCAUCGGACGACCCAGGCUGUGGACAUGCCAACUCAGGCAUGCAGCAUUUGGGAUCAGCUUUGUGCUUUGUGUCUCAUGCAUCCUGGUAAAAACCAUGGUUGUUCUGGCUGUGUUCAAAGCCUCCAAGCCAGGAGGGGGAGCCAGUCUGAAGUGGUUUGGUGCUAUGCAGCAGAGAGGAACAGUUCUGGUUCUUACAUCUGUUCAGGCAGCCAUCUGCACUACCUGGCUUGUCUCAUCCUCUCCAGUUCCACAUAAAAACACCCAAUAUCACAAUGAUAAGAUAGUUUAUGAGUGUGCAGUUGGGUCCACUGUUGGUUUUGCAGUUUUAUUGGGUUAUAUUGGUUUGCUGGCUUUCCUCAGUUUUCUAAUUGCAUUCCUGUCAAGGAAUCUUCCUGACAGUUUUAAUGAGGCCAAGCUCAUCACAUUCAGCAUGCUGAUCUUCUGUGCUGUGUGGGUGGCCUUUGUCCCUGCUUAUAUCAGCUCACCAGGAAAUCUUGCAGAUGCAGUGGAGGUAUUUGCCAUCUUGGCCUCAAGUUUUGGACUCUUGAUCACACUGUUUGGACCCAAAUGCUACAUAAUCCUGCUGAGACCAGAGAUGAACACAAAGAAAGCUAUAAUGGGUCGUGGCAUUGAGUCAUAA
Archocentrus centrarchus (flier cichlid) is the source of this 2586-nucleotide messenger RNA. Its product is annotated as extracellular calcium-sensing receptor-like. The record is from RefSeq and is a predicted model, not a curated record. Gene Ontology annotation, molecular function: G protein-coupled receptor activity. Lineage: Eukaryota; Metazoa; Chordata; Actinopteri; Cichliformes; Cichlidae. Bases 1 to 2586 code for a protein of 861 amino acids. Gene Ontology annotation, biological process: G protein-coupled receptor signaling pathway. The transcript has 9 exons. Gene Ontology annotation, cellular component: plasma membrane.